This is a messenger RNA of Aureobasidium melanogenum CBS 110374, 585 nucleotides long. RefSeq lists its product as uncharacterized. Gene Ontology annotation, molecular function: nucleic acid binding; zinc ion binding. The coding region runs from base 1 to 585 and encodes 194 amino acids. The record is from RefSeq and is a predicted model, not a curated record. NCBI's taxonomy places the organism in Eukaryota, Fungi, Ascomycota, Dothideomycetes, Dothideales, Saccotheciaceae. The transcript has 2 exons.
AUGGCGGACAUCUUCUCUUCGCACCCUUACCCUGGUCGUAAGACCAUCAACCCUAGCACCCACCACUGUGCUGUCUGUGACAGAACCUUGGCAUACAAGGACAGGGCCGCUCACGAACGCAGCAAGAAGCACCGCGCCGAAGUGGAGAAACAGAAGGCCAAGGAAGCCGCCGCCAACGCCCCCCAAGGCAACGAGAACAUUGAUCCCAAUGCCUGCCACAACUGUGGCCAGCGUAAGUAUUUCUCAACUCUCUCUUCUUGUGAAUUGCUCACUAACACUACCCCAGCCGGUCACAUGUCUAGGGAUUGCACCGGACCCAAGAAGAUGACUGGUGCUUGCUUCAACUGUGGUGAGGUUGGCCACAACAAGUCCGAGUGCACUAAGGAGCCUGUCAUCACUUGCAACAACUGCAAGGGCGAAGGUCACAUCUCCCGCGAGUGCCCCGAGCCUCGUUCCGCCGCUAACGUGACCUGCAACAACUGCUCUGAGCUCGGUCACUUCUCCCGUGACUGCCCCAAGCCCAGAGACUGGACCAAGGUCACCUGCAACCAGUGCGGUCUCAGUAUGUACAACCACAUGUGCUAA